AUGGAAUCUCAAGAAGCAGGGCAAAUACCGUACGGGAGCAGCGUGAUCAGAUCGAACGCCGUGGACGUGUCUUUGCCCAUCAACUACAAGAACAUCGCGGGCAAGACCAUUCUCAUCACAGGCGGCGCAUCAGGCUUCGGCGCCGCGUGUUUCCAACAAUGGGCUAACCACGGCGCAAAUGUGAUCAUUGGCGACGUGAACGCCCAAGCAGGCACUGAACUCGUGGCGCGCAUAAGAAAAGAAACAGGCAACGCCAACCACCAUUUCCUCUCACUCGACGUGAGCAGCUGGCCCAGUCAAGCUGCCUUCUUCAAGCAAGCCGCGAAGCUCAGUCCCCAUGGCGGCAUCGAUCAUGUCAUGGCCAACGCGGGCAUCACCAGCGUGCCGGAAGAGGGCUCCUUCCAGGACCCGCCAGACUACGCGACUAUGGAGGAUCCCCCUGCGCCGGUGCACCGGACGCUGGAUAUCAAUCUCACGGGCGUCGUCUACACUACGCACCUGGCAAUCGCGUAUUUGUCGCGUAACCCUGGUAGCAGGAAUUGCAGCGUGGACGAGCAUACCGCGCCACGCGAUCGGCAUUUGAUACUUGUUUCGUCGCUGGCGGGUUUGAGCGGUCUCCCGAGUUUGCCUUUCUACGCGACUGCCAAACAUGGCGUGGUGGGGUUGUUCAGGACAUUGCGGAUCACGGGCGCGCUUAAGAGUGGCAUUCGCGUCAACAUGAUCAAUCCAUAUUUCGUUGAAACACCGCUCCUGGGCAUUGAUGGAGCAUUGGUGAUGGCCGGCGGCGCAAUGGCGAAGAUAGAAGAUGUCAUCGAAGCAACCACGCGACUGGUCGCAGACCAGGGAAUCAUAGGCCGUGCGCUGGUCAUUGGGUUUCGAGGGCCCUCGUCGGUGGCGAAAGCCGCGGGACUGCAACCUGUGGUGGCAGACCAGGCGAUCUGGGACGUCUACGCUCAUGAUUUCGAGCAGUCCGAUGUCUUUGUCAGGCGCAUUAUUGGGGUCACGAAUCUGAUUGCUACGGCGAGAGGAUGGGUUGGUGUUAUUAGCGAUGUUGGUGCGAAGUUGAGUAGGCCGUUUUGGAAAGUUCUGGGAUAUUGA
Exophiala bonariae is the source of this 1098-nucleotide messenger RNA. RefSeq lists its product as uncharacterized. Gene Ontology annotation, molecular function: oxidoreductase activity, acting on the CH-OH group of donors, NAD or NADP as acceptor. The record is from RefSeq and is a predicted model, not a curated record. NCBI's taxonomy places the organism in Eukaryota, Fungi, Ascomycota, Eurotiomycetes, Chaetothyriales, Herpotrichiellaceae. The coding region runs from base 1 to 1098 and encodes 365 amino acids. Gene Ontology annotation, cellular component: cytoplasm. The transcript has 2 exons.